CAGGUCGUCCGCUUGGCGACACGCAUUUCUCUUGAUAUCAUCGACUUGUCGAAGCAACAGGGACCGAUCUGGUAGCCAGAUCGCGUUAAUAACCGGCGCAUACACUCGCUCUGUCAGCAUUACUCUCGAUCGAAGGCGCACAAGUCAACGCGGUCCACGAACCUUUAGUCCGAGGAGACGGAGUCGGCACCACACAGAGCUCCUAUGCGGGCGGAUUGAAGCAGGCACGCGGGCAGAGAAGAGGGAAGAGAGAAGAAGAAACAGAGAAAAAGUAGUGUGUGUAUGUAAGGAGGGUCAAGGAACGACAAAAGGAGCAAAAAGCAAGGAAGAACGGAGGAGUAAGAAGGGCACAUGCUUCCCAUACAACGAAAAAGGCCGACAGAGGGGCGCAAAAACGCCCUCGAGGGAGCGACUACCUCCUUUGCCUCGUCGUCGCGCUCAAGAAAGAGGCCCGACACGGCCAGCACCGUCAACUCCUUUGCCUCGGCGCGAGGCUUUUCCUCCGACGAUGCCUACUCGCCGCCAAACAUGACGACCAGCCUGCCCAGGGCCUCUAUUGGAGGGAACAGCAUUGAUUCGAGCAGGAGCAGUAACCACUACGCAAGCACGGCGAGGCGGCCUUCGACGAGCAGCAACAAGAACAGCUUCGACGACAUGCUUCGAAGCGGCAACACGUGGGUCAUGUCGCAGACGGCCGAUAUUGCAAAGGAUGAGGCCGCCCGACGGAGGCUCGUGGCUUCAUCGCCCGACCCUGCUCGCUCCUCGUCUUCGUCCUCGUCCUCGUCGAGGGGCGACGGUGGAAGGCGGCUCAUCGUCAGGAGAGCCUCGGAGCUCAUCGACUCCGAGGAUGACGAUACGGCAGAGGGCCACGAUGCCAUGAUUGACAAGGCUGCUGGUGGUGGUGGUGGAGGGCCCGGCGGCCAGAGGCGUCGAGUGACCAAUCCGGUUGGGGCAGGCCCAGCGCAGGAGACGAUCAACGAGGACGUGAGUGCCGAAGCUACGCCCCGCUUGACCUCUCCCUCGUCUCCGCUCCAUGCGCAGGGGAAGACGUCGCCAUACGGCGCAGCCCCGCCGCCGUCUUCCAUCCCCGUCGAGAGGAGCCCGUCGACGUCGACGCGCGGCUCCUCCCUGGCACGGUACGCAACGCCGCCCAGCGGAGGGGCUAGCCCGGUGCUCGCACCAGCGACGGCUCUACCUGUUCACCCUCAUCAUCGCGACAGGGGCCAAGAUAUGCCCACGUCCCCGUCAACUCCCGAGCGUCGGCGGGCCAAUGGACAGGGCAGCGCGCAGCAGCAGUCCUCGAGCCCAGACGCGCCCAGCAACGCCGCCGCCGCCGCCGCCGCCGCCGUCGCCGUCUCCGCUGACGCGAGAGAACAAAGGCAGGGGCUGGGCCUGGGUGUCGGACCCAGUCAGACUCUUGCUCUGCCCGCUGAUCAGCAAAACUCAACACCGCGCGCAAGGAGUAAGACGGACGCCAGCAAUGCAAGCAACGCGACAUACAUGCCGUUCCCCACCGACAGCAAGCGCCCACUCGAAAGUAUCUCCUUGGCGGCCGAGCAGCAGCAGCUGGCCGACAUGGAUAAGUCGGGGACGACAUUCUUCAAGGAGAGGAUGAAGAAAACCAGUGGCUUCCUUCGGCGCCUUCGUGGCGGUGGAGGCGGCGGUGGCAUACAGACGGCCGCUGAUGGAACGACUUCAACGCCUAAGCUGGGUGAUGUCGGUCGUUCUCAGACAGCCAAGGCAACAAUGAGCGCAGCCAAGCUCGUGCCACCCUCGACACCGAAGCUCAACAGAAAGGCGAGCCAGAAUAGCGUGGCGAGCGAAGGCGGCGCCAGCGUCAGGAGCGCACCGGGCGGCUCGUCCAGGGCUACAGACUAUGCAGAUGAGGUGCCUGUGCCCGUGCCAAGCAUUCCUAGCAAGUUCAAGGAUCAGGUCCCAACACCGCCGUUGCGCACCGACUCCAACCCCAAGAAGGAGACCAAGGAUACUGGUAGCCUGACGAGCAGAAGGGUGAAGAGCAAGCAACGGGAAGCCGAUGGCCAGCGCGCCAAGCAAUCUGACGCGUCCAGGUCGGUCUCGGCGCCACAAGGUGGUGGUGGCAGCAAUAACGAACCUGGCCUGCCUCCAUUGCCAUCUAAAGAGAGCAUGAGCAGCAGCAGCAGCAACGGGAGCAGUAGUGCGACUGCGGCUCGGCCUGUCGCCCCGGAGCACCAUAGGCACGUUCGAAAGGCUUCCUCAGCUCAUGGUGGCUCGGCAGGAUCUGGAUCGACGGAGAUGCGGCAUGCGCUCAGCGCCUGGGCUUCCGAGAUGGACCAGACGCUCAGCACGGCAGCGCAAGACCUCGACGUCAAGACAAAGAUGCAAAAGCCGGGACUCUGGGGCCCGACGCCCCAGUUGCCCGACUUUGGCCACCGGAACAGAUCAGGAAGUUUCAUGGAAGAAGACGAGGAGGCAAACACGGACCAACGGACGGCUCAUUCGGCUCCCAACACUCCCUUGGAUCUCACGCCGAACAACUCGGCCUUUGUCACUCCGCAGGGAACACUCAGAGCCAACAGCAACUUCCUUCAGAGGGCAAAUGAACUCGGACUUGCGCCGCCCGUGCCUGGCGGUAAGGUGAGCAGCAAGUCAAGACCCUCUAUCAUCCAAUCCGAUCCUGCUCGGUCCGCCUCCUCCCUCUUCCUCCGGGACGCAAAGCCGGACAGCCUCGAGCACAAUGCCGAGCGACCCAGUCGCUACGAUCGAUCGGGUGCUCGAUCGGAAAAUGCCUCCAACAUGACCUCGGUCAGCUACGAGACGGCCAUCGACCGGCAGUCUGCGUUCUUGAUACAUGCAAACAGACGCGAGGCUGCACCCGAUGCAAACGACCUCGACGUGUCGUCGUCGUCAAGCGAAGGCAUCGAUCCAGAGACGUCCAUCAGGCUGAUUACGCCCGCGAGCACCGCUGAUGGUGACCCCUCUGUGACUCUUCCGCCUUCCACGGGAGAAUUGAAGGCCACCUCAGACACCGCCGACCAGAGCAAGUCAGACUACAACUCGUCAGACGUAGCCAGCGCCGGCGCCGGCACCGACUUGGCAGGCCGGGCAAAGGAGGCGGCCAGCCAAUGCUGGAACGAAGACGAGAGUUUCAAGAAGCGGGAAAAGAUUGCCGAAUGGCUUGGUGGCGUCGGCACCCUUAACCACCUGGCUCGCCAAUUUUACUUUCAGAACUUUGAUUUCUCUGGCCUCAGGCUCGACACGGCUUUUCGACGGCUCUGCGACAAGCUCUUCUUGCGUGCAGAGACACAGCAGGUGGACCGGAUCCUGUCGACGUUUAGUGCUCGCUACGUUGAGUGCAACCCGACCAGCCUCUUUGGCAGCGCAGAUGUCGUCCAUUCUGUCGUCUUUUCUCUCCUGCUUCUCAACACCGAUCUCCACGUCGCCGACAUCAAUGACCGCAUGACGAGGACCCAAUUCGUUCGCAAUACUCUCUCUGCCCUCGGCGAGAGCGGCUACCUGCCUUCAUCUCGGUCCGGCGGCACGCAUGAUGACUCGCAGAGCUCCAUCAAUGUCAACAUGGAGCCGUCGUCGGCCACUCAGCCGUUGGCGGUGUCGUCUGAAGCCUCGAGUGCGGCCGCAAAGAGCGGAGCGACAAGCCCUCAGGACGUCAACAAUAAGCUGCAGGUCGGCAAUGUCGUCAACCAGCCAAGGGAGAAGGCCAGGAGCGUAGCAGGCAGCGUCGGAAGCGCACCGGGUCUCACGCGCUCUCCUUCCAUGAACAGCAGUGUGAGCCGUAACCCGCCCUCGUCCUACUCCAAGAGCUUCGAGGUCGAGCUGGAGAAUGUCCUCAAGGACAUCUACGCAGCCGUCAAGGCCGAUCGAAUCCGUUUGCCUCUAGACGACAGUCUCGACUUGGCGCCGAUGCAGAACCAACGAAGACCGGCAAAGCCAUCUGCGCCAGGGUCAGAGCGCUACAGUGCGCUCAAGAGGGGUAGUAUCCGAGGCAUCCAGGGAUUGCUCGGAAAUAGCACUGCGGCACUUCGUUCCGACGAGAGCCUCUCGCCCUCGUCGUUUGGCGGAAGGUCCCUUGGUGAUAGCUGGCUUUUUGCCCCCUCGACUUCCACGGCCACCAGCUCCGGAGCUUCGACCUCGCACCUCACGAUGCCCACACUGGGUUUUGCCAAUACGCUUAGUCAGAGCAUCAUCCGUGAAGCUAAUGAUGAGGACGGCACUCGAAGCUUGGCGUCCGGUGGCGACGACAUCACCGACGAAGAGCUCGCUCUCAUCGGCCCGCCCUGGGCCAAGGAAGGCACGCUGACGCGCAAGCAUUACUGGGAGGCGCCUCAGAAACGCGCAAAGGACAAGAAUUGGGUCGAAGUCUUUGUCGUUGCGCAAAAGGGCACUCUGUCUGUGUUCCGCUUCGGCGACUCGGCAUCGUCCACUUCCUCGAGUCAGCAGGCCAGGGGAGGCGGACCAGGCCGGGGAACUGGUGCUGGCGCGGGCGGUGGUGGGAUUGGGUCCGGUGGUGGAAUGGGAGGGGGUAAUUGGCUCUCCAAUGCCGUGCCUCUGGGCCAUAUUCCGCUUGCUCACACCCUUGCGAACUCGCUGCCGCCGCCCGGCUACAGUCGGGCGCGACCACACGUCUUUGCCCUCACCCUACCCGGCGGCGACGUCUACUUCUUCCAGACGGGCCACGAGGAGCUCGUCCAAGAGUGGGUCUCAACGUGCAAUUACUGGGCUGCAAGGCAGAGCAGAGAGCCAUUCGCGGGCGGCGUCUCCAACAUGGAGUACGGCUGGAAUCGUGUCUUGCCGCAGGAAGAUGACGAUGGCGACCUCGACGAGGCUGACGAGGUUCUGGCCAAUGUGAGCGAAGAGGCUGCCUCGCCAUCGCCGCAGCCCGACGGAGGAUUGUAUUCGGCGUCGACUAUCGGCGUGUCCAGUGCCAAUGCCAAAGGCUCUGAUUCGAGGAGUGUUCGCAGCGGCAGAUCGGGUAGAUCGCUCCGAUCGAGAGCAGGAAGUGCCCUGUUUCAGAAUUGGACCGAUGCGUCGAGCAUUGCGCUUCGCGAGCGAUCUGGGAGCUCAAGCAUCUUCGAGGGUCAGGGGGGCUCGGGCACGGGCGCAAUUACCAAUGGAGGUGCUGGUCGCACCGGCAGUGCAGGCGCCCUCAAGCGAGUGCUUAGCCACACAACGACGUCAUCUGCGCAAGGCUCGGCACCUGGCUCGCCCUACCGAGGCGCUGCCAGCAACGUAUUCGCCGACAAUCGCCCAAUCUAUGUCAACGAGUGGCGUCCGCCCGCAGCGCCGAUGCAGCCGUCCACGCUGUCUGAAGAGGACCAGCUCGAGGCGUGCCUGCGCCACACAAGCCGCAUGGAGACGGAACUGACGCAGCACAACUCGUUGCGCGAGCCGAUGCUCGCGCUCAAACCACCGCCCAAGGCUCUGGUCAACUGGGAGCGCAAGAGCGCAUACCUCCUCGGCGAGCUGACCAAGUUCCAAGUCUAUGUCGACUCGCUCCAGGCCGCCGCGCACUUGCGGGCCGAAAUGAGGGGAAAACGAGAGGUGGAAAAGAUGAUCAGGGAUGCCGAUGAUGAACUUGCAAAAGUCAACGAGGCAGAAGAAGGGCCGCCAGUGAGAACGGUGGAAACAGCUGCUCCGUCUCACUAAGUUUUACUACGAGAGGUUGGGAGACUCCCCGGUGUACGAUAGACGCUCUUCAAUUUUGUCUUCAACUCAAGUCCUGCUGGAUGGGGUUUUCUUGAAUGCGAUUACGC
This is a messenger RNA of Acaromyces ingoldii, 5750 nucleotides long. RefSeq lists its product as hypothetical. NCBI's taxonomy places the organism in Eukaryota, Fungi, Basidiomycota, Exobasidiomycetes, Exobasidiales, Cryptobasidiaceae. The record is from RefSeq and is a predicted model, not a curated record. Gene Ontology annotation, biological process: regulation of ARF protein signal transduction. The coding region runs from base 352 to 5643 and encodes 1763 amino acids. The transcript is spliced from 2 exons. Gene Ontology annotation, molecular function: guanyl-nucleotide exchange factor activity.